AUGGUUGCUGCAACAAAAAAGCAUGGCCUCGCGGUGGACAGCACGCCCGCGAAGCGCGCCCGGCGAACGAAUGCAGCAGCAGACAUAAAACGGCCGGCGGCUACAAACAGAGCACGGAAACGGGACACGCACGCGCGACGAGGGCGUGUGCCAAGCACACCGGGCACGUUGAACUCGCCACCGACAGUGGUACUCGACGUGCUCGUGUUCGGUGACGGCGAGGCCGGCGAGCUGGGACUGGGCCCUCAUGUCACCGGCGCCGACAGCCCCACGCUGAACCCGUUUCUGAGCGCUUCCACGACGACGACGGGCGCGACGCCGGCCUUUGAUACGGUGCAGGUGGCCUGCGGCGGCAUGCACUCGGUGGCGCUGACCCGCGACAACCUGAUUGUGACCUGGGGCGUGAACGACCUCGGCGCGCUCGGCCGCGACACGUCCUGGGACGGCGGCUUCAGAACGAUCAGCGCAGCCGGAGACGGUAGUGGUGGCGAUGACAGUAGCGAUACCAGCGACGACGAGACACUUAACCCGCGCGAGUCGACCCCAACCGCCAUCCCGUCGACGGCCUUUCCCGAGGGCACCCGCUUUGUCCAGGUGGCCGCCGGCGACAACUGUUCCUUUGCCCUGACGGACGCCGGCGCCGUCUACGGCUGGGGCGCCUUCCGUGCACCCAACGGCGAGACGUUCUUUUCCGCGGACCGCGCAGGUGGCGCAGCCAGUCAGUUGGGGUUUCAGCGCACGCCGGUACGCGUCCCGGGAUUGCAAGGCAUUACGCAGCUGGCCGUCGGCGCGAACCAUGCGCUGGCGCUGGAGGGGCGCGCCAGCACUCAGUCGGCACAACCAACACAGCGGACACGGCCGCAGACCCGCCUCUGGACCUGGGGCUGCGGCGACCAGAACCAGCUCGGCUGUCGGCUGUUGACGCGCCACGGCAUACGCGACCCGCGGGGCCAUGCGUUAAUCGGCUCGGGCGUGCCACGGAUGGUCGCGCUCCAGCACGCCGGUAGCCUCGCCUUGGUCGCCUCCGGCGAGUACCACUCCUUUGCCGUCGGCACCGACGGCCGCGUCUGGGCCUGGGGCCUCAACUCGUUUGGCCAGACGGGCGCCGAGCCAGACAUUGUACGGAAUCCCAACGACGACAACGCAGAGCUGUCCGUCGCCGUACCGACCGAGGUCACGGCGCUCGCCCACACAGGAGUCGUUGCCCUUGCCGGCGGCGGCCAGCACUCGGUGGCUCUGAGCGCCGACGGCCGUUGCCUGGUGUGGGGACGCGUCGACAGCGGGCAGCUGGGGCUGGACCUGGCGGCGGUCGCGCAAGACCGGCUCCUAGCGGACGCGCGGGGCCGCAUACGCGCCUGUCUGGUACCGACCGAUAUCCAUCUCAGCAUCGACGGUGGCCCCCAGGCCAAUGCCCUGGCGACGGCGUGUGGUACCGGGCACACGCUGAUCGUCACGUCGGCCGCCGGGCGCGCUGGACACGCCGCCGUGUUUGGCACCGGCUUCAAUGCUCAGAUGCAGCUGGGCCUCGGCGCUGGCGCCGACGAGGAAGUGGCCGUCCCCACGCGUCUCGAGAGCGAGGCCUUACAGGAGAGGUAUUUGACCUGGGCCGGCGCCGGCGGGCAGUUUUCGAUGGUGGCUGGGCCGAGGCGCGCCGUUGGUGCGUUAGCUCGUGCGGCACGGUGA
Messenger RNA from Sporothrix brasiliensis 5110, 1683 nucleotides. RefSeq names its product regulator of chromosome condensation. Lineage: Eukaryota; Fungi; Ascomycota; Sordariomycetes; Ophiostomatales; Ophiostomataceae. Bases 1 to 1683 code for a protein of 560 amino acids. Gene Ontology annotation, cellular component: cytoplasm. Gene Ontology annotation, molecular function: guanyl-nucleotide exchange factor activity. The record is from RefSeq and is a predicted model, not a curated record. The transcript has a single exon.